GGUUGUUAUGCUUACGCAAAACGGUCCAUUAAGCCGUCAAUGGAAUCAAAACAGCAACCUUAAAACACCAAAGAGUGUGAGAGGGAGUUGUGGGUGUUUUAGGGGCUUCAUCUAAAUGCGCAGCGCAUAUCAGGGAACAUUGCGAGUCUGCGCAGAGAGGCGCCCGGUGUUGCAACACAAGAGAACAGCGAGUGAUAUCCAGACCACGUUUCUUAGUUUGCAUCUCGGCUUUUCUUUAUAUGUUCACUAUCUCUCAUUUCUUACAAUCAGACUGUUGUAAGAGACACAUCCAUCCCCUUAUUUUUGUGGGAGGGAGAACAUUUCUUUGUCUGUUGAACUUGAAGUUUUUCGGUUCGUCUUGAGGUAAUGUCCGUGCACAAGCGCGCGCCGCAGCCGUGAGAGACAGCGCGAGACAGUCUGCAUUCGGCACGUCCUUUAGCGAGACCUCCUGACUACAUGGACGGUUCAAAGAUAAUUUGAAGAACUGCAGCAGUUUUCCAGCGAACCUGUUUACCGUCCUGCACUUUAUAGUUCAUCUCCACAGCUGAUCAGUAUAUAAUCGCAUCAGUGCUCCAGACAAAAUGGCUUCCAUAGAGAGAAAAUGUCAGCACUUGUUUUUGCUCAUCCUUUUGCCUUUGAUCUCAUGCAUGCACCCAGACUGUGUCAUGCAGCUAGAGAAAGAGAAGUGCAUGGAAAGAAUGGCAAUGGAUGAUCCUAACAGUGAACCUGAAUUAGUCUGCAGAUGGAUGUGGGACAAUCUCACCUGUUGGCAGCCGGCAAGAAUUGGUCAGGUUGUCUGGAUGCCCUGCCCUGAUUUAUUUGACUUCAUGAGCCAAGAAAACGAUGUAGACUUUGGAAAGGUGAGUCGUAACUGCACAGAAUACGGCUGGUCAGACAUGUUACCUCACUAUGUUGACGUUUGCCUUUUUAAUGACAAUGGAACAAACCCACAGGAUAUCUACUAUGUGUCAGUAAAGGCUCUGUAUACUGUGGGCUACAGUACGUCACUGGUGUCUCUCACCACUGCCAUGGUCAUUCUCUGCAGGUUCAGGAAACUACAUUGCACCAGAAAUUUUAUUCAUAUGAACCUGUUUGUAUCCUUCAUCCUGAGGGCAAUCUCAGUCUUUAUUAAAGACGGUAUUUUAUAUGCAGAGGAGGACAGCAACCAUUGCUUCAUGCACACCAUGGAGUGCAAGGCGGUGAUGGUAUUUUUCCAUUGUUGCGUUUUGUCAAACUACUUUUGGCUGUUUAUAGAGGGCCUGUACCUUUUCACUCUACUUGUUGAGACAUUCUUUCCUGAGAAAAGAUACUUCUACUGGUACACCAUUAUUGGAUGGGGUACUCCAGCGAUUUGUGUGACAGUCUGGGCUGUCCUUAGAGCUCAUUUUGAUAACAUUGGGUGUUGGGACAUUAAUGACAAUGCUGCCAUCUGGUGGGUUAUCAAGGGUCCUGUUCUUGCCUCUAUCAUGAUUAAUUUUCUACUCUUCAUUGGCAUCAUUAUAAUCCUGGUGCAAAAGCUUCAAUCUCCAGAUGUUGGAGGGAAUGAAUCCAGCAUUUAUCUGCGUCUGGCCCGUUCCACACUUCUCCUCAUUCCCCUGUUUGGAAUCCAUUAUACUGUGUUUGCUUUUACACCAGAAGAUGUCAGCAAGAGAGAAAGACUUGUGUUUGAACUUGGUCUUGGCUCAUUUCAGGGUUUUGUAGUAGCUGUCCUUUACUGCUUUCUUAAUGGAGAGGUGCAGUCAGAAAUCAAACGGAAAUGGCGCAGCUGGACGGUGAACCGCUACUUCGCCGUGGAUAUGAAGCACAGGCAUCCGUCCCUGGCCAGCAGUGGUGUGAACGGAGGCACCCAGCUCUCCAUCCUCAGCAAAAGCAGCUCACAAAUUCGCAUGUCCAGCCUGCAGGCUGAAACUCCGGCCACAUGAGAGCUCAGAAGACCGCACACCGUUCAGAAGUGCAGACUGAAUACCAAACUCCUCAAAACUGCAUCUGUAUAAUAAUCUACAACAAAAUCCAAGCAAGGUGUCCUCCUUUUUGGGGUUUGUAUUGUAUUGGAUAAAGGUGUAAUGAACAUUGAUGGUCUGUAGAGGGCAGGCUUUGCUAUGGAAAUCUAAGGAGCUCACAAUCACUAAUCUAUUGUGUGCCAAACAAUGAUGGAUACUUUUGCUAUGAACUGAGUUGAUCUAAAAGGAUUGGAAACUAAGGCCACAGGCUGUGUACUAUAGAAAUUGAUGAAUCCAUUGAAAGCCAAUGUUUUUAGUGAUGAUCGGGUAAUGAAGAACAAGGUGGAUGUCUUUGUACAUACCAACAGUGAAUCUGUUUCACUUUCUCUAUUUUGUGAAACUUGUGUUUAUGCUCAAUAAGACACUUUUUUUUCUGAGGAUACAGCUGAAGAAGAUAUAAAGAGAGUUACAUCUGGUGUUGUGGUAAAGGGACACGUGCCACGAAAAGGUUUUUGAAGGAGGACGAACCACAAUUUUCCCACAGGAGUUAAUCAGUCCCUAAAUUCCGACUCUUGAUACACAGACUCAAGUCAAAGUCAUGUAAAUAUCCUCAAGUCUAAAGAAAAAAUGAUAGAUGCCAUGAAUUCUUUUUGGUGAUUUGUUCUUUACUGGUAUAUCUGAAUGGAUGUUUUUUUGGGAGCAGUACAGUGCACAUGGUCAUGUGACCUUUUUUCAGCUUCAGACACAGCCUAAAAGUGAAGCUUAAACCUCAAUCUGAACAUUUCAGUCUGGGGCGUCAGACCGGGGGUAAAACCAGUACUGAUUACCAGGGCCCCAAAGGAAGAGAGGGCAUUGAAAAGUCUGGAAUAUAUUAUGGGGAAUGGGGGCCCAUCAGGACUGCCUAUGCAUAGGGCCCAAGAUCUUGUACAACGCCCCCGAUUUCAGUCGAAGAGCUGAAACUUUUAUACUUUACUCUGGUUGGUUAGAUGAGAUUUUUCUUCCGUGGAACCUGAUGACCUCAUGUGUUACAUCACUUGAUUUCAUAAGAGGACUCCUCAUUUCAUUUUUAAUGUGGUUUAGAUGUGCUUCUAGUUUUUGAAACAGCCGCUAUUACAGAAAAUGUCAAUUAAAGUAUGGCAAUGCAACAACAGACAUGCCACUAGAUUUGGCAUAUUUACUUAUAUAAUUGGUUAAAAUGGGUUUGUUAUAAGACAUCUAUUUCCGCAACAAACAGUGAUUAUUGGGUCUUUUACAGUGAAUUUAGAGAAAGAAAAUAAAUAUGAAUUUAAAAUAAAUAAAUAAUUAUGAAUCUUUACAAUAAAUGACCAAAACCACUGAAUAAUUUCAUCGACUAAGCAAAUUUUGUAAAACUUUUUUAAAGGAAAAUUUUCAGACUAAUUUUCUAAUACUAUUUGACGUUUUGCUCAUUUUGUAAUUUGAUGAAAUAAAUAUUACUAGUAAGAUACCACAGAUAGCACAUUUACAAAUAGAGCACUAAAGAUUCCAAAGAGUUUUUUGUUUUUGACCCCUACGAGACAGCACCUGCCGUACUAGUUUGCAGAGGAUUAAAAGUCUUUGCAACUGAUGUCACUAAACUGAAAAUAUUCUCAUGUUUUUUUUCAAAGUGCCUGUUUUUGCAAAGAGACAUUUGUUUUUAUUUUAAAGUAAUGCUACAACAUAUAUAAAACUGCAUCCCUGUGUGAAAGUGCUUUAAUUUUUACGCUUAUAAAACAAGAGUUCAUCAAAGCCAACAAGACAAAAAGGCAUUCAUUGUCAGUAAUGUUAAAAAAAAAUGGCAAAUGCUUUGUGUUAAUUGAUGAACUCCAAUAAUAAAGGGAAUGUAGGUUAUUUGCUUAAAUAUAAUGUAAGUUUUAAUGAAAAUUAUUAUGAGACAACCCAUCCUCACCCCAUGUCGUCAAUAUUUGACGACACUUGACCAUUCGUCAAUAUGUGACGGGGAGGGUAUACCUUUCGCGUACUUUUUUGAUGAACUGGGGACUUCAAUACUAUUACGUCCGUUGCAUUCUCUUUCCUAUUUUCUUACCAUUUUCGCGUCGGUUUAGGGUUAGAUUUACAUAAUGACAUCCCUACCCAAACCUAACUCUAACCCCAACGCCAGGUGACAACUGUUUCUAACCCCAACGCCAGGUGACAACUGUUUAAUUUCGCGUACACUGUUUAAUUUCGCGUACACUGUUUAAUUUUGCGUAAUCUAACCCUAAACCGACGCGAA
This is a messenger RNA of Paramisgurnus dabryanus, 4173 nucleotides long. It is a transcript of the gene adcyap1r1b, whose product is annotated as adenylate cyclase activating polypeptide 1b (pituitary) receptor type I. The record is from RefSeq and is a predicted model, not a curated record. Gene Ontology annotation, cellular component: plasma membrane. Lineage: Eukaryota; Metazoa; Chordata; Actinopteri; Cypriniformes; Cobitidae. Gene Ontology annotation, biological process: cell surface receptor signaling pathway; adenylate cyclase-modulating G protein-coupled receptor signaling pathway. Gene Ontology annotation, molecular function: G protein-coupled peptide receptor activity; vasoactive intestinal polypeptide receptor activity; peptide hormone binding.